Molecule: messenger RNA, 2905 nt
Organism: Tachysurus vachellii
Lineage: Eukaryota; Metazoa; Chordata; Actinopteri; Siluriformes; Bagridae
Gene: malsu1
Product: mitochondrial assembly of ribosomal large subunit 1
Exons: 4
Coding region: 37-681 (214 amino acids)
Biological process (GO): negative regulation of translation; negative regulation of ribosome biogenesis
Cellular component (GO): mitochondrion
Molecular function (GO): ribosomal large subunit binding
Source: RefSeq, a predicted model, not a curated record
AAUAAGGACAGAAACCUGCCCGUACAGGACACAGUAAUGGCGGCGCUAGGAUGUGGUAGAUGUUUUCUCAGACGGUUAUUUAACACAAGUGUUAAUUACAGAGCAUCUGGAUUACACACAUUUAUUAACACACACAACGCCGCCCACUAUUCUCCGUACCCGAGGAGAGCGCGUGCCCUGUCUCGUACUCUGUUUCGUACCACGGACGGAAGUGACGCAGAGUUGACAGCGCGAGCUUCAUACACACCGGAACGACAUCAACAUGGUGGAGCUGUGUUUAACCUUGAUGUGUUGGUGUCUCUCCUGCGGGAGGAAAAUGGAUUGGACAUCUGUGUGAUCCGAGUCCCAGAUGAGCUGAAAUACACUGAGUACUUCAUCGUAGUGAGCGGCUCUUCAACUCGCCACCUGAGAGCUAUGUCACAGUACGCCAUUAAAGUGUAUAAGUUCCUGAGAAGAGACAGCGAUCCACACUCACACAUAGAGGGACAGGACUGUGAUGACUGGAUGUGUAUUGAUUUUGGGUCGAUGGUGGUCCACUUUAUGCUACCGGAGACAAGAGAAAAAUUCCAGUUGGAGAUGCUGUGGACGCUGCGGAGCUAUGAACAACUGACCAACAACACACCACCACACACACUGCCUCCUGACUUCAUACUUACACACACACACACACACACUGACUGACACACACACUCCCACACACGCUGCCUCCUGACUUCAUACUUACACACACACACACUCGCGCACAUUUUUUCUCUGAUUGGAAGUUUAUAGUAUACUAUAAACACACUAUAAUAUACACACUAACAUAUGAAAGUUGGAUGGAAGAACCCAGUUUAUACACCUGUCUGUAGAGAAAUAAGAUGUUUAUUUACAUGGCAAUGUUACUGAACAUCUCCCACACUGAUCAAUAAAAACGACUCAGUUCACCAGAGAUUCAUUUCUGAUUAACUUCAGUCUUAGACAUGAAAAACACAAGUAGCAGCAGCUCCAUCACAGCUCAGAGGAGCGCGUGUGUGUGUGUGUGUGUGUGUGUGUGUGUGUGUGUGUGUGUGUUUAUGGAUGUGAACAAAUUCUGGUGUUCUGUCGAGACGAGGUGUAGAGUCACCACAGAGCUGUGUUUGUGAAAGAAUUCAGGUGCUCAGGAGAAGCUCCAUGUGAGAGUCUCUAUUGAAUUCAGAGUCAGUGCGGUGAUGGAGCUUAUGGAGGUGCUGUGGUGAUGAUGCUCAGACCUCAUCUUCAGAAAGAUCAACCCAAGUAGUCUGCACAGAGGGACCUGAGACUCAAUGAAGAAUGCUUUCUCUGACGUUUCCUGUACAGUGUGUUGUUGUUCGACUUGUCUGGUCUGCAGCUCAGGUUGACAUAUUGACAUAUAUAUACCUGGAUUACCUGUACCACCUCCAGCUCCUCCUCUUUGAUGGUUCCCAGUCCUUUAAUCUCUGUAAACCCCAGUUUGUUUCUUGUCCAGUGCAGCUCACUGACCAGUACUCACUGAGGGCUCACUGAAGCCACCACAAUAUAUGUAACAGCAUUUGAUGAGAUUGAGGUUUUGGGUUUAUUCCAUUUCAGAGACAUAUACAGUUGUGCUCAAAAUUAUUCAUAUCCCUUUGAUCAUUUUUCAUUUAUAAAAACUACUUUGGUGAAACUUCCAUUGUAGAUCAGAGAUUCAUUAAAAAUUAAUCAUACCCUAUUCCAAAUAUCAGAAAAAAUUCCUUCUUUUGUGAAAGUACACAUAGUUUCACACUCCAGGGACUAUAAUCAGUUUCACCAAUUAAGCCCUAAUUAUGUUAAAUAGUAACACCUGCCCUUAAAGUAUUAAGUAUUAUUAAGGGGGCAAAAUAUUAUUCUCAGUCACUGUCACUAUGGCCAGGAAGAAAGAACUCAGUCAUCAUCUUCUUACAUGUGUUGUCAAUGCCCAUAGUGGGGGCAAAGGCUACAAGGCCAUUUCAAAAGAACUGGAUGUCCCUGUAUCAUCAAGAAGUUCAAGAUGUUCAACACUGUCAAAAACCUGGAUGGGCUUGGCAGGAAGUACAAAGUAUCUUCUAGAGUCGCUAGAAAGAUCCGCUGUGAUGCACACAAAUACUUCCCUGUUACCACCAAAGCUCUAAUAGACACCCUAAACCAAGCAAGGGAUACGGUACCAUUCAGCGAAUUCUGCAUUGAGGUGGUCGCCAUGGACAUCACCCCAGAAAGACACCACUCCUUACCCAGAGACACAGAGAUUUGCAAGGGGUUACCCAGCUAGAGAUCUGAACUUCUGGUCAUCCAUCCUCUGGUCAAAUGAUACUAAACUGGUGCUCUUUAGACAUAUGUUACAUAUUUUUUGUGUAUGAAAGAUGAAGCCUGAAAAUACCAUCCCAUUGGUCAAGAACGGUAGAGGUCAUUUCCUGCUAUGGGGAUGGUACAGGUAACCCUGUUAAGAUAGAUGGUAUCAUGAAAAAGUAGGACUAUCCUGAGAUUCUUGAUGAAAACCUGGAACCUGGAAAACCUGAAAACCUGCCAGAAAAUUGGACAUAUGGUACCAGCAGGAUAAUGACCCAAAGCAUACAACCCAGGUGGUCAAGCAAUGGUUCAGGGACAACAACAUAAAUGUUCUGGAGUGGUCAUGUCAGAUCCCUGACCUAAACCCAUUUGAGAAUGUGUGGAGAAAGUUGAAGAUCGGGCCAGGGCUAGGAAGCCUUCCAAUCUCCAACAAAUAGAUGCUUUUGUGAAGGAAGAGUGGGAAAACACUCCAGAGCAGGUCUGUAGAAAUCUGGUAGAGACCUACAAGAAGUGUUUGCGUCAUUAAGAACAAUGAUCUUGUAUAUAAUAAUCUAUUGAUUACUGAUACAUUGUAAUAUAAAGAGUAUGAAUAAUUUUGAACAUGGUCAUUUUUGAAUAUUUGUCAAUAAAAACCCAUGAAAUGCCA